Messenger RNA from Ustilago hordei, 1917 nucleotides. RefSeq lists its product as uncharacterized. The transcript has a single exon. The record is from RefSeq and is a predicted model, not a curated record. Lineage: Eukaryota; Fungi; Basidiomycota; Ustilaginomycetes; Ustilaginales; Ustilaginaceae. Bases 1 to 1917 code for a protein of 638 amino acids.
AUGGACUCAAACCCUUUCGCUGUAUGGGACGAACGCACACCUGGAUCAGCAAAAGCGUCGAUUGCACCAGCAAAAUCGCAACGCACAGAAAGCCAGGAUGACUCAAAGGAUAUCGCACGCCUCUCAAUAGAGUACCAAGAAGAUGACCCUGGUUGGGGCGCGGCGUCGGUGUCGAUAUCGACAUCGAGAGCAAACAGUCCGGAGAAGACAAGGAAGCUGUCACCCACGGCGGCUGAAGCCAUUGUCUCGGCUACAACGGAGCCUGAGACUACAAUCGAGCCUGGAGCGCCUGCCUUGAUAGCGGAGAAGGACAUGAACUUGGGGCUUGCAGAAGAACCCGUAACGGAAGAGCCUAUGACGACCCUCACAAUCAAACAACACGCAGAGCCGGAGGAGGCGACACAUGUAGAACUUGCGACCAAAGCAAACGAUGACAAGGUAGACGAGGAGGAGGAGGAGGAGGCAUUCGAAGGUUCACGGCAGGAGCAACAGACUGAACAGCCAGAGGGUAGCCUAGAAGCGGAAUCGGAAGAGUUUGCACAAAAGGCAACACUCAAAUCACCACCGAAGGAAGGAGAGAUGCAAGAGGACGACGAAUUCGACGAACUAGCACCACCACACAAAGAGAAUAUGCAAGAGGAUGAUGGGUUUGAUGACUUUGGAGAGCCUGCAGAGGGAGUUGAAGGAGGUGCGGGAAACGAUGACUUUGGCGACUUUGACGACUUUGAGACGGGCGAUGCGCAGAACGACGUCGGCUUGGGCGACGAUGGCUUUGGCGAUGAUGGCUUUGGCGAUGAUGGCUUUGGCGAUGAUGGAUUCGACGAGCCGGCCGAAAGAGCACCAGUAGCGAUUCCAGCACAGCUAAUCCCUGCACCUGCACCUGUAUCAACACGGACAUGGCAACCACUCGAGGUCACGUCGAGAUCAACUCGAUACGAUUUGGCGGAAUUGGUGCAAGCACUGCUUCCGCAUUCAUCCGCAGCAGAGCGGGAGCUCACGAAUGUCGCACUUCGUCAAGUAGAAGGUCCAUCACAAGUGCUGGUGAGCGAAGGCUCGCGUCAAUUAUGGGAAGAUCUAUCCUCAUUCCCCUCGGUAAAGCCAAUGGAUUGGGUAAGAAGCAAGACAAGACGAGACUAUCUAAUUUCUAUGGGCAUUCCCGUCAAUCUAGACGAAAUCCAUUCCUGCUUCGCAUCAGGUUCUAGGGGCUCAAAGCAACUGCCACCGUUGCAGCUUAAAUAUGAUUCGUUUGCCAAUCGUCUCAGCUCCUCGCAUGAUUCGAACGGAAGCGUUCCACAGCGUAGCUCGAGCUUGAAGGUAUCCGGAACAUGCUCAGGCUCAUCAAGUGCAGCACAACGGUCAGCAUCAGCAUCCAACAGUCCACGCAACGGCAACUCGAGUCCAGCGCUUGGAUCAAGCACGAAUCGGGAACGCAUCGCCGAACGUCGUAGAGAGGAGCUUGGAUUGGGACCUGCACCGCAAGUCGAUCUCGGCCGUGCUGAAGAGCUGGUCAAGAAGACGGAAGAUCAACUGACCCUCCUCUCACUACCAGCACUGAAAACGUUGUUGAGAGAGCUAAACACGUUGACGACAUCAACUUCUAGCUUGUUGACACACCACUUGACGUUGCGAGAGAGCUACCAGGCGGAUUCGGAAAUGUACAACUCGAUGAUUAAGGAGCUAGUGACUGGCGCAGCGAAUAGGUUUAGUGGUGGAAGUGGUGGUAGUGGUGGUAGCAACUCGGUGGCAGGAGGUAGAGGUGAUAGCAGGAGAUCGACGACGAUGGGGAUGAGUGCUUCAAGUACGGGAAAGGCGAGGGUGAGUAGUAUGCCAGCAGCGUCUACGGCCAUGUUGGGCUCAAGGUCGAUAAGUCCUUCGCUAAGGGGCGGGGCGGCGUCCAGCGUGAGUCCGAAACGUUGA